AUUGUAAAUUAUUUAAAAUUUCUAUAAUUACAAAAUUCUUAUCAUUGAAGCACCCUCUGAAUAAAUAAUUAUAUAUAUAAAUAUAUAUUCUGGUAUUCUCUCCAAAUCUUUCCAUAGUAACAUCGCUUUAGCUUUCUUCUUCUUCUUCUUCUUCUUCUACCAUUCUCUCUUUGUUUCCAUAUCUGUAGAUAAGAUAUAAAGCUUUUGUAGAUUCUGGUUUGGUUUUGGUUCGAAGCCAGAAAUGGAAAGCGCUGCAGAAUUGGUGGCAUUCCCUUUGCUGAUUACUCCAAUCGACUCUAACUACAGAGCCUGCACUAUUCCCUACCGCUUUCCUUCCGAUAAUCCUCGCAAACCCACUCCCACGGAGCUCGCAUGGAUCGACCUUUUCCUCAAUUCCAUCCCUUCCUUCAAGAAACGAGCUGAGAGUGAUUCUACUGUUCCUGAUGCUCCGAUUCAAGCUGAAAAAUUUGCUCAAAGGUAUUCUGAACUACUUGAGGAUUUCAAGAAAGAUCCUGAAAGUCAUGGGGGGCCUCCUGAUUGUAUCCUUCUUUGCAGACUUCGUGAGCAAAUCCUAAGGGAAUUGGGGUUCAGAGACAUAUUCAAGAAAGUCAAGGAUGAAGAGAACGCAAAAGCUAUAUCUUUAUUUGAGAAUGUAGUUCGUAUUAAUGAUGCUAUUGAGGAUGAAGGAAAGCGUCUAGAUAACCUGGUUCGAGGAAUUUUUGCGGGAAACAUAUUUGAUCUUGGUUCUGCACAGCUUGCAGAAGUAUUCUCAAAGGAUGGUAUGUCCUUCUUAGCUAGUUGUCAAAAUCUUGUCCCUCGACCUUGGGUGAUUGAUGAUUUGGAUGCUUUCAAAACAAAAUGGAGCAAAACCUCAUGGAAAAAGGCUAUCAUUUUCGUUGACAAUUCUGGUGCGGACAUAAUACUGGGUAUCUUGCCUUUUGCAAGGGAGUUACUUAGACGUGGGACACAGGUUGUGUUGGCCGCCAAUGACUUGCCUUCUAUCAAUGAUGUAACUUAUCCUGAGCUGAUUGAGAUUGUUGCUAAGUUAAAGGAUGACAACGGACAGCUCCUGGGGGUUGAUACUUCAAAUCUUUUGAUUGCCAAUUCUGGCAAUGAUUUACCGGUUAUUGAUCUGACAUGUGUGUCGCAAGAACUUGCAUUCAUGGCAAGUGAUGCUGACCUAGUAAUUUUGGAAGGGAUGGGUCGUGGAAUAGAGACAAAUCUUUAUGCUCAAUUCAAGUGCGACUCUCUCAAGAUUGGAAUGGUGAAACAUCCAGAGGUUGCACAGUUUCUUGGAGGACGACUUUAUGAUUGUGUCUUUAAGUACAACGAAGCUCAAAGCUAAUAAUCUUGAUACUGUUUUGUAAUCCUCACCCAUUUAUCAAAGGUUAUGCCAUUCAAUACAUGUAUUACUAUUAUGUAAUGCUCAAUGGAACUUAGAGCUCUUAAAAGUCCAUCCUAAUCAAUAAAAAUGACAUUUAUUACAUGAAGUUUAUAUUCA
Molecule: messenger RNA, 1501 nt
Organism: Cannabis sativa
Lineage: Eukaryota; Viridiplantae; Streptophyta; Magnoliopsida; Rosales; Cannabaceae
Product: damage-control phosphatase At2g17340
Exons: 12
Coding region: 242-1345 (367 amino acids)
Biological process (GO): coenzyme A biosynthetic process
Cellular component (GO): cytosol; nucleus
Molecular function (GO): ATP binding; pantothenate kinase activity
Source: RefSeq, a predicted model, not a curated record